This is a messenger RNA of Momordica charantia (bitter melon), 2109 nucleotides long. RefSeq names its product Protein phosphatase 2C family protein. Gene Ontology annotation, cellular component: chloroplast. NCBI's taxonomy places the organism in Eukaryota, Viridiplantae, Streptophyta, Magnoliopsida, Cucurbitales, Cucurbitaceae. Gene Ontology annotation, molecular function: protein serine/threonine phosphatase activity. Gene Ontology annotation, biological process: protein dephosphorylation. The record is from RefSeq and is a predicted model, not a curated record.
GAACCCUACAUAGAAAACUGGAGGAGGUUUUGAAUUGGCGCUGGACGUUCAUUUCGGAGCUGAUUUGGCGCAUGUCUCACUUCCUAGGGUUUAUCUUCGUCCAAUUACUUGCAUACAUCUUUCUCAGGCCAUGGAUUUUCCUUGAUUAGCCGCUACUUCUUUGCCCAUCUCGAGCAGGAUUGUUUGAGCUGAAUUCUGCGGAUAAAUUUCCAGACGAGAAGUUUGUAGCUUUAAUUGGUUGUAGAUGAAUUGAGAGUGAUGAAACUUUAUAACCUGUAUGGUACUCUAGGUUCUACAUUGUUUGAGAGUGUUUCAGAAUCAAACGCAUUGUCCAAAAGGGAUUAAGAUGCAAACAGGAUCAUUUUUGAGGCUUAAUACUACCAUACACUUUGGUGUUCAGAAAGCAAUUGCUGGACAGCGAAGUGGACUGUGCUAUAUAAAUAAUUUGCUGCUUGGACGAGAGGAAUUAUUGACUAAGGAUUGCAGGUUGUCUCAUUCCUUGCCAGAUUCUACGUUUCUGAAAUCAAAUACCUUGCACUUUUCACCAAGAUUCAUUUCCAAAAGAAAAUCUAUGGCUGCUUAUGGUACUAAAUCUGUUUUUGGAGAUGUCUAUGUCAAUGAUUUAGUCACAAACCGUGGAAAUGCAUUAGAGCUUGCAACACCCGUGGGAGUGUUCAACUAUAGAAGUCAUAGGAGUUUCCAGAAAGCUCGUGUGAGUUUGAGAAGGAAACAACCAUCCAAUAAUUAUCUAAUCUCUCGGAGCAGUUUAAUUGAUGAUGUGAGUGCGAGGGGCACCUGCUUUCUGCAGGUUGGGUUGAGCAAUAUUCAUACCUCAUCUCAUGCAUGCUAUGCUGCUGGGACUGCUAAUUCUCCAGCUUUUGACAGCAACUCUCGUGAUGAACAGCUUACAAAUUCAACCAUUUUGUCAAGCCAAGGUUUAUUAGGUGAAAGGACUUUGAAGCUGCUUUCAGGAUCAUGCUAUCUUCCCCAUCCUGCGAAGGAAAAGACAGGAGGAGAGGAUGCUCAUUUUAUUUGUGUGGAUGAACAUGUAAUUGGUGUUGCAGAUGGUGUAGGUGGUUGGGCAGAUGUUGGUGUUGAUGCUGGGAAGUUUGCUCGUGAGCUUAUGUUAAACUCGAUAACUGCAGUACAGGAGCAGCCUAGGGACUCAGUUGAUCCUGUCAAGGUGUUGGAGAAAGCUCACUCGAGUAUUACUACAGCGCAGGGUUCUUCAACAGCCUGCAUCAUUGCCCUUUCUGAAAAGGGACUCCGUGCUAUUAAUCUGGGGGAUAGUGGGUUCAUAGUUAUAAGAGAUGGAAGCACUAUUUUCAGAUCUCCGGUUCAGCAACAUGGCUUCAAUUUUACUUAUCAGUUGGAGUGCGGCAACGGUGGUGACUUACCCAGCUCUGGAGAGGUUUUCACUAUACCUGUUGCACCAGGGGAUGUUGUAGUUGCUGGAACGGAUGGAUUAUUCGACAAUCUAUACAGUAAUGAGAUUGCAGCUGUUGUAGUCAAGGCUGUUAGAGCUGGCCUGCAACCUGGAGUAACUGCUCAAAAGAUAGCGGCUUUUGCACGCCAGAGAGCAGAGGAUCGGAACCGGCAGACCCCAUUUUCUGCUGCUGCUCAAGAGGCCGGUUAUCGCUACUAUGGUGGUAAGCUAGAUGAUAUCACUGUUGUUGUCUCGUAUAUAUCUCGUUCCACAAAUAUGUGAUUUCUCCCCUAUCCUGAUCUGCGACUGAGCCCCAAUUAAGUGCACUCUAUCUCUUUGCAAUCCGACCCGAAUCAAGUUGCAUUUUAGCGUAACUUAAUGGGAUUGAGGUUUGAAAAUCUUUGGUUCCAAUGUUCCCAUGAAGUGCGGUUUACGAAGCUGCAAGAGAAUGGUAUUUUCGUCCAUCAUAGCACGACUUCUCUGUGGUUUCUGUAAACUCAAACCUUUUGGCAAAUGAUAGAUGCAACUUAUGAAUUUUGAAUUGAAGAAACAACAGUAGCAUUCCACUGAUUGCUGCAAUUUCGUGUUCUCGCUAUUACUCAUUAGUAUUGUUCUUUUGAGUCUGCCAGUGUUGUGGACAAUUUUUUUUACAGGGUCGUGAAAUGGAUAUGGGUUUCUCAGUA